This is a messenger RNA of Salarias fasciatus (jewelled blenny), 1698 nucleotides long. It is a transcript of the gene snupn, whose product is annotated as snurportin 1. Gene Ontology annotation, biological process: protein import into nucleus; snRNA import into nucleus. The transcript is spliced from 9 exons. Gene Ontology annotation, cellular component: cytoplasm; nucleus. The coding region runs from base 56 to 1192 and encodes 378 amino acids. NCBI's taxonomy places the organism in Eukaryota, Metazoa, Chordata, Actinopteri, Blenniiformes, Blenniidae. Gene Ontology annotation, molecular function: nuclear import signal receptor activity; protein binding. The record is from RefSeq and is a predicted model, not a curated record.
CGCUGACGUCAUCUGACGCUGCAGUCACGUCCUCCUCGAGCGUCCCAGAGUCCCCAUGGACGACCUGACCCAGGCGCUCUCGGCCAGCUUCGCUGUGUCCAGCGAGCCCAACAGCACGGCCUGCCCUCACCCCCGGCUGGCUCAGUACAAGAGCAAGUACAGCGUGCUGGAGCAGAGCGAGCGGCGGCGGCGCUUCCUGGAGCUGCAGAAGAGUAAAAGGUUAAACUACGUCAACCACGCACGGCGCCUGGCCAAUGGGGACUGGACGGGGACGGACAGCGACGGGGAGGACGGCAUGGAGAAGGAGGAGGAGGGGGAGCGGCCGCCAGACACCGACGCCACCGCAGAGGAGGAGGAGGAGGAGGGGAUGGAGAUCGAGAGGAGGAAGCUGCCAAAACAUUAUGCAAACCAGCUCAUGCUGUCAGAGUGGCUGGUGGACGUCCCGUCAGAGCUGGAAGCCGAUUGGCUGAUGGUGGUCUGUCCCGUGGGGAAGAGAUCGCUCAUCGUCGCCUCCAAGGGCUCCACCGCAGCGUACACUAAAAGCGGCUAUUGUGUGAACCGCUUCCCCUCCCUCCUGCCCGGCGGGAACAGACACAACUCGGCCAUGGGAAAAGACUACACCAUCUUGGACUGCAUCUACAGCGAGGUGGACAGGACGUACUUCAUCCUGGACGUCAUGUGCUGGCGAGGCCACCCGGUCUACGACUGCCCGACGGAGUUCCGUUUCUACUGGCUCCAGUCCAAAGUGGAGGAGACCGAGGGGCUGUCGGAGACCGCCAAGCGCAAUCCCUUUCGAUUUGUGAGGCUCCCGAACUCGGACUGCACGGCGGACUCGAUCCGGAAGGCUCUGACGGCGGAGUACAGCUUCAGCGUGGACGGCCUCCUCUUCUACCACCGGCAGACCCACUACACGCCGGGCAGCACGCCGCUGGUGGGCUGGCUCCGCCCCUACAUGGUGGGCGACAUCCUGGGGCUGGAGGUGCCGGCGGGGCCGCUCACCAGCAAGCCGCAGUACGCCGGCCACCAGCUGCAGCAGAUCCUGGAGCACAAGAAGGCGUCCAGCGAGGUGCGGCCGGCCAGCCGCGGCGGCGGCUACGAGCUGGAGUACCUGUCCACCCCGGUGCAGGGCGGCGAGGGCUCGCCCACCUUCCUGAACCAGGAGCCCAUCCGCGAGGCGCACAUGGAGAACUGAGUGGGCCAGGACCGCGAGCAGAUCGCCAAGUCAGAGUCUCAGCCCACAUAUGGCUCUUUAGAACGGCUGCUGAAUGCUGCUGCACGUCCCACCAAUGGCAAAGCAUGGCUAAUUCUAAUCCGGCGCCGCUGCGGACGCCCUCGGAGUGCAGAUUAGCAGAGCUAUGCCGUGGUUUUAUGUGGCUACAUAAAACAUCCAGUCUAACAUUUUUACAUGUUGCAGCUGCAGCAGAGCCAGAAAACGUGAGCGGGAUUUUACCGUGAGCACUCCUUCCUUCAUCCCUCGUUCUGAACACCGCGUUACAAAUAAAGGGAGGAGGAGGAAACCUGACGUGAAACACGGAACCAAGUGUCAUUUUGCUUCAUCCUCACUGUCAUCAGACGUUCCUUCAGCUGCUGGGCAGGUCGUACAGAGGAGCAGGAGCACUGCCGGCUCUCUUUUACCUGUUCAACUUUUAAAGAUGUUUUAAAAUGCAUGUUUCUAAUAAAUAGUUCUUUUUUUACUGA